Anarrhichthys ocellatus (wolf-eel) is the source of this 1338-nucleotide messenger RNA. It is a transcript of the gene prrg2, whose product is annotated as proline rich Gla (G-carboxyglutamic acid) 2. The record is from RefSeq and is a predicted model, not a curated record. Gene Ontology annotation, molecular function: calcium ion binding. The transcript is spliced from 6 exons. Lineage: Eukaryota; Metazoa; Chordata; Actinopteri; Perciformes; Anarhichadidae. Bases 380 to 985 code for a protein of 201 amino acids. Gene Ontology annotation, cellular component: extracellular region; plasma membrane.
CACACACACACAUUUAGCUGGUGGACGAAACAAGCAAGUAAACGACAGAGAGUAGACGGUGAGACAGACAGGUUUGUGGAGGUUCCUCCCUCCAACAUGUAUGCUGUCCAACAGGUUUGUGAUGUGACGGGUUUCUAGGAAACAACCCAGCCCUCAGUAGCCUGACGGUAAAGAAGUUAAUUUUGGAGUAAGAUUGGGACAUGCAUGUUUCUGAAAAUCUAAAAGAAGACGUUUGGUUUUGCUCCUGGAAAGCGUUGACAGGCUGGGACGAGUGCGUGUUGGAGGCUCAUCCUCUUCACGCUCAGGGUUCUGGCCAGAAGCGUCGCAUUCAUUCCCGCAGAGGCUCUUCCUUGUCAUUGUCCUUGUAGUUUGGGCUUCAAUGGCAGCCUUGUCAGCAGUGUGGAUCCCUGUGCUGUCCCUGCUGCAGCUGGCUCACGGCUCUGUCUUCUCCAGACCUCCUCCAGUGCUGGUAGACCAGCAGUCAGCGACCUCCUUCCUGUCCCGCUCGCUGCUCUGGAACAACUGGGACUUUGAGGUCGUGGUGACUGACGAUCUAGAGAGGGAGUGCAUUGAAGAGAGGUGCAGCUAUGAGGAGGCCAGAGAGGUGUACGAGGACGACAUCAACCAGCUGGAUAUAUUUUGGAACAACUAUGGGAACACUAACGCUGCACCCAAAGUGGAUGUGUCAGGGCUGGUGGCAGGGAUCGUGGCUGUCCUAGUGUCUGCUGCUAUUGCCACUGUGCUGGGAAUCUACUGCUACAAAAACAAGAACAAAGGUGGACCGAGGUCAGCCCACGUUCCGGUGAGGAUGGCAGCAGAUGGGCAUCCAGCCCCAGAGACGGUGCCCCUGGCUGGGAUCCUCAUCCCUCCAGCUCUACCCAGCUACAAUGAGGCUCUGCACCACAGUGGGCAACACGAUGCCCCACCACCACCUUAUUCAGGGGGGGCGCCAUCAGAGCCUGCUGAUCCCGGAGACGAGGCAUGAGAGGGCUGGCAGAGCCUCCUCAUUAUAGCUGAUGGGCACUGAUGGUUUGAAUGAACUUUUGAAGAUAGCCUGUUUUUUUUUUUACGGUAUUUAUAAGUGAAGUUAAGACACAAUCUUAGAAUGGAGUCUACUGACAGCAUGAUCUGCAUAAUGGCUGGCCAGUAGUCUGUCCACUACACAUGUGAUGCUUUAAAGCGGUACAGCUGAGGGUGUGGUUCAUUUUUGUGGUUGCACUGUAGCUACAUUAAACUGUGUUGGGGUUUUUUUUUAGCAAAAGACAAUCUAUUCAUGGACACUAUAGAGUCUUCAACAAAACACAAACAUGUUUAAUUUAAUAAAUUACAAACACAUGC